Molecule: messenger RNA, 2017 nt
Organism: Solanum stenotomum
Lineage: Eukaryota; Viridiplantae; Streptophyta; Magnoliopsida; Solanales; Solanaceae
Product: BAG-associated GRAM protein 1-like
Exons: 18
Coding region: 163-1980 (605 amino acids)
Source: RefSeq, a predicted model, not a curated record
CACUGACUCUGUUUAUUGUUUAUUCACAGAGAGAAGAAGAAUGUUCUCAUGUCUCUGCUCUAAAUUAUGGUUUUGGACCACUAUAUUGUUAUAGCUGCGCAGAGUUUUUCUUAUUAUUUACUCUUUCUGCAUUUUAUUUUUCUGUGUAAUUUGGAGGAAUAGAUGAUAGUGGAGGCGGCGUUGGAGUUUUUCUUGCCGUCGUGGUGGGAGGUGCAAGUCGCCGUCGCCGCCGCGUCCUUCGUCAUCCUCUCUUGCUGGUUCUUCAACCUCGGCGGAGGUGAUAUAGUUGAUUAUCGCCCUCGGGUUGACCGUUCUCGAAGUGAGAAAGUGGAGGAUGAUCCAGCAUGUAGGGCUAGUAUGAGCCAGUUAAAAGGAGAUCCUCAAACUACUUCUGCCUAUGUAAUCAAGGUUGAAUUGUUAGCUGCUAAAAAUCUUACUGCUGCUAAUUUGAAUGGGACUUCAGAUCCAUAUGCAAUCAUCAGUUGUGGCUCACAAAAGAGAUUUAGUUCAAUGGUUCCUGGUUCAAGAAAUCCUAUGUGGGGGGAGGAGUUCAACUUCUCUGUUGAUGAGCUUCCAGUAGAGAUUAAUGUGACAAUAUAUGACUGGGAUAUAAUUUGGAAAAGUGCUGUUCUUGGUUCAGUGAUGAUACCUGUUGAAAAUGAAGGUCAAACUAAUGCGGAAUGGCAUACCUUGGACAGUUCAUCAGGACAGGUUUAUCUUCAUAUUAAAACAUCAAAACUCAAUGUCAAAUCUUUAAGAGGUUUGAAUGGCUACGCUAAUGCUCGUAGAAGGAUCACUUUGGAUAAACAAGGACCUACCGUAGUUCAUCAGAAACCUGGGCCUCUGCAAACGAUAUUUGAUCUCCCUGCUGAUGAGGUUGUUGAACAUAGUUAUUCAUGUGCUCUCGAAAGGUCAUUCUUGUAUCAUGGCCGUAUAUAUGUCUCAACAUGGCAUAUCUGCUUCCACUCAAAUGUAUUUUCAAAGCAAAUAAAGGUAAUUAUUCCUUUUGCAGAAAUAGAUGAGAUUAGGAAGAGCCAGCAUGCAUUUGUUAAUCCUGCUGUCACAGUAAUUCUCCGCAUGGGUGCUGGUGGCCAUGGGGUGCCUCCUCUAGGAAAUCCUGAUGGUAGAGUAAGAUAUAAAUUUGCAUCCUUUUGGAAUAGGAAUCAUACAUUGAGAUCGUUGCAACGUUCAGCAGAUAAUUAUCAUGACAUGCUAGAAGCUGAGAAGAAGGAGAUGGAACAGUCAGCAUUGCGUGCACAUAGCAGCUCAGUUAAAGGAUGUAAAAAGAUGGAAAUAAAUCAGGAAGAAAGUGUGACCAAAAUUCAGAAAUCGCAACCAUUUAUUAAAGAAGAAGUCCUCUCUAGUGUAUAUAAUGAUGGUUUGACAUGCACACCCGAGCAAUUUUUUGACUUGCUAUUGGCUGAUGAUUCAAAUUUCACUAAUGAGUACCGUGCAGCAGGGAAAGAUUUCAAUCUCAAGAUGGGUCAAUGGAAUUCUGCUGAUGAGUAUGAUGGUCAAGUCAGAGAAAUUACAUUCAGAACAAAAUGUAACAGCCCUAUGUGCCCUCCAGAUACAGCAGUGACGGAGUAUCAGCAUGCUGUUUUAUCACUGGACAAGAAAACUCUUGUAUUUGAGACUGUGCAACAGGCCCAUGAUGUUCCGUUUGGGUCAUGCUUUGAGGUUCACUGUAGGUGGUUUUUAGAAACAACUUCUGAAUCAUCUUGCAGUUUGGACAUAAAAGCUGGUGUUCAUUUCAAGAAGUGGUGCAUUAUGCAGUCGAAAAUAAAGACAGGAGCUAUUAACGAGUACAAGAAAGAGCUGGCAACAAUGCUGGAAGUGGUGCGAUCAAUUGUCAAACCAAGAGUAUCAGUGAGUGAAAUAGAAAAUAUCAUCUACCGAUCACAAUCCUUGUAUGAUCAUAUCACCCUAUCUCCACCAAGGAGAUCGAAUGUUCGCCCUUGUAUAAUUCAUGAGUCAUGACGAUGAAACUCUUCAUCUUAAUGGAAGACUAUAUUUU